GAAUGUUUUUGUUAGUCGCUGUCAGUUAUUGUGAUCGUUUAGAGGCGCACAAAUGUUAUUAAUCACUUUUGCAUGAAGUUAGCUUGCUACACCGGUUGCGUUACGUGUUUUGGACUCAAUUCGCGAAACUCGUUCCGCCUGUCGUGUCGUCGAGUUUUGCUCCAGUUUGUCGCGAGUUCAAAGUUUGCGCGCGUAUAUUAGCCGUCUCUGUCUCCCAUCGGAAGACCGGGAUCCAGCGCGCGGUCAACGCCAACUUUGUUCCCAGUGGAUGAUAUGGUUGCUAUGGUUGAAUAUUAUUCUCAACGGUGGACAAUGAAGCCCUUAUGAUUGCGGCCGUUUGUCUCUUGAACUGUUAUUGUUCGCACUCGAGUGUGAAUGUGAUGUGUGACAUCGGCUCUCAUGGGCUCAUUUGUUGAAUUUACGAGCACAUUUCCCCCUUCGGAGCAAUUGGUGGUGAUUUAAGUUGAUAGCGUUCAUUGUCAUCAACGGAUAGCAGUUUAUGGUCGCAUUCAUAUUGUCGCCUCCUCUAUCGUAACUGUGUUCGCUUUCGUGCAUCAAACGGCUGUGGAAAAUAGUUACGAGAAUAGUUAUGAAUGAAUUAAGUAUAAGUUAUUACCGUUCACAAUCCAGUUGCAGUAUAACAUGAAAAAUAAAGCAGCGAAAAUUGCUCAGUGGAAAAAAUGUAGACAACAUAAAAUAAUGGAUUAAUUUACAUAACUUCAACUAAAUGUGGAUUUAUUGCGUCUAAAUGGAUAUAAAUCUAGCUCAGGGGAUUAUAAUUCAGUGAUUUAUGUAGUUUUUAUUCUGUGUUUCGCUUUGUUUUCGAAGCUACCUCACUCUUACAUUCACGCUGGAUACCGACCUGAAUACAAUGAGAAAAAAACCGACAUCCAGUGGAAAAUAUUACUCUCCGCAAUGUGAAUAAAAUUAUGGCCGUGAUUACUGCUACGGAUAAAUUUAUGUAUUUUUCCUCGGGCCAGAGAGCACAGUGAUUUCAUGUUUUUGUUUCUCUCGUUGCAUAUCAUAUAACGUUGCGUGUGAUAAUUUCGACCCGUCAAUUCAUUGCGCGCCCUAUUAUGGAAGUUAUGUGCAACAGUAAUUGAUGUGGGUAUGUGUCAUGAAGUACGAGAUAAUAAAUGCCGAAGUGAAAGCAAAAGUGACAAAUAAACAACAACAGCAGAAGUAAAAGAAAACCAGAGUUUUAUUGCAGAGUGUUUUAUGAAGUUUGCUUCAACUAUUUGUAUGGUGUAACAUGUUUACACUUGGAGCUUGAUAAGCGGAUUAAUUAUAAUUUCACGUCAAACAACUGCCGUGGAAAGGAAAGCUGUUUUACUGAGUGAGCCGAAGCAGAUUCCAGAGGAAAAGAACCAGUGUGUGAACCAGAUUGCAGUUACCAAAGUGAAGAAAUCUAAUCUGGCGCCACGACACGCCAUCCGCUGCUGUUGAUUGAGAUACUGAUAAGCGGAAAACAAUUCGACAUAACAACCGCCAUAAUGCUGACCUCCAGUAAUCAAUACAUUCGACCGGAAUACUUAUCCCCACUUCCCACUACGUUUGACUCCAAAUCCAGCCCAUUGGCCCUGCUGGCACAAACAUGCAGCGCAAUAGGUUCAGAUUCGCCGAACCCAAAACUUCUAGCGAACAUAGAAAAAAGUACAAAAAGCAAUCGUGACAAGCUAUCACCCGGUACGCUGUCAAGUGGUUCGUCAAGCGAUACUCCAAAGUCGAGUUUCAAGCCAUAUGAGCCGUCCGUGCUAACCCGCGAGCACACUAAAUCUCCGGAUGAUGGUCGCCAUGUCGGUGCGAGAAACAAAUCUCCAAAGCGAACCAACCAUGCACCGACUCAUCAAUCCCAGAACGGGCGCUGUGAAUCCAACCAAAGUGCUGCUUCAUCCCGAGCUUCUCCUUCAAGUCACAACCGAAAAACUCCUGGCAGUUCUCAACUCCAGCUGGAGCGUACAAACAGCCCAAAUCGUGCCUCAUCCAAAGAUUCUCCAAAUACGUUACAAAGCAGUGCGACAGAACCUGUAACAUCCAAAGCGUCCACGGAGUCUAUAGGCAAAAAUUAUAGCAGUAGUAGUGAGAGUAUUGUUAGAGCAUCAUCUUCCGCUCCUUCAUCGACGACGGUUGGACCUCCAUACUACUCCAGUUACGGUAGUUACCCAAUGGAUCUUAUGACAGCUAGUGCGCUAAUGUCACCACACCACCAAAUGUUCAAAGCAGCUGCCAUGAAUCCAUACUUCAAUUACGCCAAACUGAAAAUGCAUGGAGCUACCGAUUCGAUGAUUCCAGUUUGUCGCGAUCCCUAUUGUACUGGAUGUGCCUUAAGCUCUCACAUGCUAGGAAAACUCGGUUCGUCCGGUUGUCCAGCAGGCUGUACCCAAUGUGAUCAUCCUGGAAGCAAAACUUUCUCACAAGCUGCUGCAGCGGCGUCUCUAGCUGCUAGUCAGUCCUCAGCUGCCAUGUACGCCCAUGCUCAGCUCGCUGCUCUUGCGGCAGCAUCUCAACUGCCCUACGUGUGUAACUGGAUAGGAAGCGAUUCAUCAUACUGCGGUAAACGAUUCGCAGCAUCCGAAGAACUGUUUCAACACCUGAGAACUCAACAUGCUGCUGGAGUGUCUAUGUCAGAAGCUCUGCUGAACCCAGCCACAGCAGCGGCAGCAGCUGCGGGACUCCCACCGACACACCCUCUAUUCCAAAGAACCUAUCCAACGCCUCCGCUAAGUCCAAUGUCUACUGCCCGCUAUCAUCCCUAUGGCAAACCACCUCUCCUUCCUCCUGGAAUGUCCGCAGCAUCCCUUGGCGGUAUUCCAAUGCCACCGCACCCCUCUCUAGCGCAGUAUUUUCCACCGUACUCUUUCUAUGGGGCGCGACUAAACGGGUCUAAUAAUAUGCAUCCUUGAAUAGAUGUACAUUACAACAUUUUUGUUUAGUUUGUAAAUAGUUUAUCGUUUUAUUUGAUGAAAUGUUAGUUGCCGAACAAAAUUUUAAUGUCAUGAAAUGGUACUUUGUCAAACUCUAGGCACUUUAUUGCAAUAUUUCAGAGAAUGGAAAAAUAAAAUAUUUUCUUGGAA
Aedes aegypti (yellow fever mosquito) is the source of this 3074-nucleotide messenger RNA. RefSeq names its product zinc finger protein Elbow (gene elB). The transcript is spliced from 2 exons. Lineage: Eukaryota; Metazoa; Arthropoda; Insecta; Diptera; Culicidae. Gene Ontology annotation, biological process: negative regulation of DNA-templated transcription. The record is from RefSeq and is a predicted model, not a curated record. Gene Ontology annotation, cellular component: nucleus. Bases 1494 to 2903 code for a protein of 469 amino acids.